AUGACACAGCCAGAAGUCGCAGCCACAGCAGCGCCAGGAGCGGCUAAGAGCUCCGAGCAGACCGUGGCUGGCGUGGACUUCAGCGCCCUGGUUGCCCUUGAGCAGGGCGAGGCACUGCGGCGCGUUGUCUUGGCGUAUCCGCGCGUCGGGCUGCAGGCCACGCAACUGGGCCGUGCACGCUCUAUUGUGCAGCGCGCGCUGCACCACAAGCAGGCGGGCGACGCCGUCUUCCUCGCGUUCACCUCCAACCUCAUUUCCAGCGGGCUGCGCGAGACGUUCGCGUUUCUUGCGCAGGAGCGGCUCGUCGAUGGCGUCAUCACCACCGCCGGCGGCGUCGAGGAGGACGUUAUCAAGUGCCUAGGUAGGACGCUGCUUGGUCAGUUCAGCCUUGACGGCCGUGUGCUGCGCAAAAACGGCGUGAACCGCAUUGGCAACUUGCUCGUGCCGAACGACAAUUACUGCCACUUCGAGGACUUCUUCAUGCCGGUGCUGAGGCGCACACACGAGCAGCAGCGCGAGUCUCGCUGGGAGAAAAUGACGGCCCCGUCGGACCUUAUUGCGGCGAUGGGUGAGGCCCUUGAGCAAACGCACCGCGAUGAAUGCGCCUCGAGUCUGGUGUACUGGUGCUACCGUAACGGUAUUCCGCUCUUCUCGCCCGCCUUGACUGACGGCUCGAUGGGCGACAUGAUUUACUUCUACAACUUCUCGAAGAAGGGGCUGCUGGUGGAUCCCGUCGUCGACGUCGUUCGGCUGCGCCAGCUCGGUCAGCGCCACAGCAGCAAGACUUCUGCUGGCGCCACCUCCACUGGCGGACAGACCACCUGCAUUGUGCUGGGUGGUGGGCUGCCGAAGCACCAUCUGCUGCAGAACGUGCGCGCAGACGCGGUGGUAUACGUGUCGACAGGGCUGGAGGUGGAUGCGUGCCCGAGUUCCUGCAGCGUUGCGGACGACAGGGCGAACGGAGUGCUGGCGAGCGACUGUGAGGUGGUGCGUGUGCAUGGCGAUGCGACAUUCAUUUUUCCGCUGCUUGUGUGCCACACCGAGGAGGAGGAGGAGGAGGAGGAGGCGACGGCAGCAGCAGUAGCAGCCACCUCCGCCGCUGAAAUGCGGCAGUGUGAGGAUAACGGAAUUAAGGCGACUCGUGCUGAAUAA
Trypanosoma grayi is the source of this 1152-nucleotide messenger RNA. RefSeq names its product putative deoxyhypusine synthase. Gene Ontology annotation, molecular function: deoxyhypusine synthase activity. NCBI's taxonomy places the organism in Eukaryota, Euglenozoa, Kinetoplastea, Trypanosomatida, Trypanosomatidae. The record is from RefSeq and is a predicted model, not a curated record. Gene Ontology annotation, cellular component: cytoplasm. The transcript has a single exon. Bases 1 to 1152 code for a protein of 383 amino acids. Gene Ontology annotation, biological process: peptidyl-hypusine biosynthetic process.